Molecule: messenger RNA, 3495 nt
Organism: Aspergillus clavatus NRRL 1
Lineage: Eukaryota; Fungi; Ascomycota; Eurotiomycetes; Eurotiales; Aspergillaceae
Product: exocyst subunit SEC8
Exons: 9
Coding region: 1-3495 (1164 amino acids)
Biological process (GO): exocytosis; Golgi to plasma membrane transport
Cellular component (GO): exocyst
Source: RefSeq, a predicted model, not a curated record
AUGAGCGGCAGAAACGGCUACGCCGACGGAUACGGACAUUCCGAGAGCAAUCGUCACGACCAGGGCGAUGGCGGAUACGGCGCGAACAACAACUUAGGGGUCAACGGAUACUCGGGAGGACGGGAGCGUCGCCCAGGCGGAUAUGGUGGCUUCUACACGGACCCUUCACAGGAGUCUUCGCAUUCGCCCUCGCCCGAGCGACGCCGGGAUCGAAGAGAAGGGGGUCGUCAGAACUCCUCAUCGCGAUCGCGCACAAGAGAUACUGAGGCGGGGAGGAGGAUGCAUAGCUCGCGCGAUGGUCGGCCCCGUGAGGAAAAUAACUGGGCAAAUGCUAGCGGCAGGGGAAAUGGGCGCGCGGAUGAGAUGAAUGCUCCUCGUAGCACGGGAGGAUCUCAGGCUAUUGAAGAUAUCCUGCAGUCUAUCCACGCUGAUUGGAACUUCGUGGCCUCCGAUGAUUGUGUACCAGUGCAAGUGGCCUUGCAGUUGAUGGACACUAGUACUUUGGGAAAGGCGGAUCGUGAGCCAGACUUUCUCAAUAUGAAUCAGCAAAUACAGAGGACUUUAAAGUCUGUUGUCAACGAACACCACCAAGGAUUUAACAGCUCCAUUGGUACCUAUCAUAAGAUCCAAUCUAAUAUACAAAACUCGCAGAGCCGUGUGCGGAAUCUGAAACAUGCGCUGGAGAAAGCGAAGACCGGCUUGCUCUAUACGAAGCCAGAGUUGAAGGGGCUAGCAACCUCCUCGCAGAAAUACGAUGAUCUGAUCCAGCUGUUCAGUCAGAUUCAGGAGAUUCAAUCUCUUCCAGAAAAACUGGAGUCCCGAAUCUCCGCCAAGCGAUUCCUUGGGGCGGUCGAGGUACUGCACGAUGCAUUCAGGCUUUUGCGACGCUCAGAAUUGGACAACAUCGGCGCUCUAGCAGACAUCCGCGCUUACUUCGCUAACCAAGAAAUAUCCCUUACGGACAUUCUGGUGGAGGAGUUGCAUGACCACCUCUACCUCAAAUCUCCUUACUGUUCGUCUCGGUGGAAGGCGCCAGCUCAGGAAGGAGAAACCAACGGCGCAAAUGCCUCCAGCUGGACUGGAGUAGGACCCUGGGAGAAGCCUGUGUAUGCCUUUCUAGCAAAGUUGGACGCCUCCACACCUUUGAUGGAGGAUGCUUCGCGGAAUCCAGAAGCUGAUACAUUUUACUACAUUCGAAUGCUGAUUGAGGCGCUGAACAAAAUGGGCCAUCUGGACAUUGCCAUCGACCGCAUUGAACAACGGCUUCCAGUUGAACUGUUCGCAGUGGUUGAUAAGACGAACGCGGAGGUAGAUGCGCGCCACCCGAAUUUGACUCGCGGCUUCGCUUCUCAGGAUAGCAAGACGAGUUUACCAACAGAGCUCAUUCAGAAGCGCGGUCAUGUGCUAACAGAGUUCUUGUGGACGCUUUAUGCCAAAUUUGAGGCCAUUGCGGAAGGCCAUCGAGUCGUCCACGAUGUAAUUGCUGGGAUUGUGGAGCGUGAAGGUAUUCCCAAGAACAGUGCACUGACUGGUGGCUUCAAAGAGCUGUGGAAGCUUUAUCAGAGUGAGAUUCGGUCUAUCUUGCAUGAUUAUCUGGCUACGGACGGAGAAUCGUCCUUUCGACAGAGGGAAGAAGAGGCAGAGGCCAAACGCCAGAUCUACUCCGGUCAUCGAGACAAAAACAAGAAACUGUUCAAAUUAUCGGAGACAGUUGAGAACAGCGAAAUGCAAGUGGAGCAGGAUGAACUCGACGAAAUCCUCAAGUCUUCGGUUCCUGGUCUCGUAUCCGAAACCAGACAUGAGUAUACCACAACUGAUAAUUCACGGAACGGGCAAGGAAAUUCUGGAACUGGCCACAAGCUGCUGAUCGAACCCAGCGUCUUCAAUAUGAGUCUCCUCCUUCCACCUUCACUCUCCUUCAUCCAGCGCCUCAAGGAUGUGGUGCCCGUCGAUGCCGACAUCGCUCUGAGCACUUUGACGUCAUUUCUUGAUGACUUUCUUAUCAACGUUUUCCUGCCUCAGCUGGAUGAGACCGCGACGGACCUCUGCACGCUUAGUUUCAUUGCGCCAGAUGCCUUCACGGAAGAUCCUCAAUGGGCAAAAUGCGCUCCUCGACCGAUUUUCAAGGGAACGGCCAGAUUCAUGUCGAUCGUUCGGGAGUUUAGCAAAAUGCUGUCCAGUAUUCCUCAUGACCAGGCUUUCACACAGCUCUUAAUCAGUCAGAUUGUGACUUACUAUGACAAAUGCUGCGGAUGGUAUAAAGCAAUCGUUACGAAGGUCUCCCCACGCAAUAAGGGCGAAGUCCGCCUCAAAGCCGCUGCGGAAAUGGCCGAGUCUGGCGAAGUCCAUAACACAGUCAAGGAGCUCUGGGAAGGGACAGCGGACAAUAAAAAUGAACUGAUCGACAAAGAAAUUGAGCUUCUCCUCCGACGCGCAGACGAGGUGCCUCUCGAGCCGUACGACAUCAUAUCCGAUCCCAAAACAGUGGUGGCCUUGUCGCUUCUGUACAAUAGCAUGCAAUGGCUUGCGAGCCACCUCAUCAAACUGCGAAAGGUCACAGCUUUCGAGUCACGGAACCCGCAGUCCGAAAGUAGAGCACCUCCUCGUCGAUGGACUUUGGUCGGCGCCAUGAGACCCAAACGUGAUAGCAUCAGCCAGCCAGUGUAUCUGCCCUUAAAUCAGGAGAUGGCUAAAGCUUUUGAUACCACUCUCCAGUCACUGCGCAAUCUCGCCUCAACCGCUCUUUUUGCUCUUCAUAUCGAUAUUCGCUGCGGCAUCAUCCACAUGCUUACUCGGACAAUGGCUGGCCCGAAUCCUCUCAACAAUCGUAAUUCAGAACCGACCACUCCGUCGCCGAACUCGAAUAUGAAUUGGUGGCAUAUCCUUGUAAACCAACCGACUGCCGCAUCACCCACAAUCUUGGAAUUGAACAACGACUUGAUUGCCUUCGAUACCAAUAUCAUGACGUACAUGGGAUCAGCCGAACACUGGUUUAUCACCUCGGGUCUCGCCAGGUUCAUUGACCAAGCAUUUGUCUCCUCCACUCGUCAUAUCGGCGCCAUGAAUGAGAACGGAGCGUUGCGACUGCAGUUGGAUGUCCUUGUUUUACAACAGAAUCUCAAGAAUAUCAUCAUCGAACCGACGUCAGAUGCUGCUCAGGAUCCCACUACGCAGGAACCAGAACAUCCCCACGAGGUCGUCGCACUUCCUCGCAGUGCCAAAUUCCUGGAUUGGUUCCUGGAUGGAGCUGAAAAAGCACUGGAGUACGCAAAGGACGAAAAGGAGCUCUUUGCUACGCAAGGCGAACAGGCACUGGCUGCUGGCAAUGGCGAACCCUUGACCUACGGUGAACUCAAGGUCCUCGUAGAUCUAUGUUUUUCGGACGUUUUGAGAGGGCCCCGGGGUGCUGAUAAUCGGGAAGACUUUAUGGCGGCAAAGAAAGCCAGUGCCGACGCCCUUUUGAACCUGAAUGAAAUCAUGUGGGAUUCCAGGUGA